UUUCUUCGAGUAUGGCACUUGCUUCUUUAUUUUUUCUUACAUCUCUUCUGCAGGUGGGGUACAACGUUGUAACGCCACGUCAACGGAAUGUUGGGAAGGUUCGUGGCUAUACUUUCAAUAUUAACUCAGGGGCAGUAGAAUCUCUGGAGCUUGAUUCCUUGGGAAUAUCCAUAAUACCAUCCACCUUGGUCAGCACCUACGGUUUAUUUGUUGAGGAUGUGGUUGACGUUUUAUCAGAUACCAUCGUUGUUCAUGAAGCUGCAGCCUCGCGCCUACAGAGACUUACUAAGGGAUUAUGGGAUGCCCAGAAAAUGGCUUACUCUGCAGAUGAAAUGCAAGAUUAUAGCAACUUAAGAAACACACGUGCUAAGCCGGAGUAUAGCAGAAGUCGUAAAAAAUCUUCAGGAAAAAAGUUACGGAAGAAACUGAAAGAACUUGCUGAUGAUUGGGACCUCCCUAUGGAUUUCUUUUAAUCUGCUAGAUUUUCCACAAUGUAUAUCACACCAAAAGGACACUGAUUCUCUGUCCUUUCUC
Messenger RNA from Solanum verrucosum, 534 nucleotides. RefSeq lists its product as uncharacterized. Lineage: Eukaryota; Viridiplantae; Streptophyta; Magnoliopsida; Solanales; Solanaceae. Bases 12 to 473 code for a protein of 153 amino acids. The transcript is spliced from 4 exons. The record is from RefSeq and is a predicted model, not a curated record.